Dendronephthya gigantea is the source of this 4032-nucleotide messenger RNA. Its product is annotated as solute carrier family 22 member 15-like. Gene Ontology annotation, biological process: transmembrane transport. Gene Ontology annotation, molecular function: transmembrane transporter activity. Gene Ontology annotation, cellular component: membrane. The transcript has 13 exons. The coding region runs from base 93 to 1640 and encodes 515 amino acids. The record is from RefSeq and is a predicted model, not a curated record. NCBI's taxonomy places the organism in Eukaryota, Metazoa, Cnidaria, Anthozoa, Malacalcyonacea, Nephtheidae.
UUAGCGUGUCUACCAUCUCUCAUCUAUGCUGAACUCGCCACUGGCCUCUGUUGGCUUUAUUAAUAUAGUUAAGUUUCAUUUGCGGUUCUAUCAUGGCAUUAACAGUUGAUGAAGUGUUGGAACAGAUUGGAGGUUAUGAAAAAUAUCAAAUCCUGCUGUUAUUUAUGUUUGGUUAUGUUGCCAUUACAUUGGAUAGUUUUCCAACCAUGAUAGUGACAUUUAUAACAGCGGAACCAGAUUGGGUUUGUGUACAAGGAAAUAACAGCAUGUGUAACUUCACUGAAGCUAUCUCGCUCACCAGCGAUCAUUAUAUGGCAAGAUGUGAUAUGCCCAGAGAUAACUGGACUUAUGUUUCUGAUUUUACAUCGACGGUUACGGAGUUUGACCUUGUUUGCGAAAAAUCGUAUCUACAGUCAGUUGCCCAAUCAUGCUACUGGGCAGGAGUUAUGGUUGGUCUAAUUAUUGGUGGUUAUUUAUCAGAUAGAUUUGGAAGAAAAAAAGUGUUUUACAUUGGAGUUGUCGGCAUUGUUGUAGCAACCUGGGCGAUGGUCUUUCCAAAGUAUUUUGCUGUUUUUAUAGCGGGAAGGCUGUUUAAUGGCCUGGGAUCAGGAUUGAUGAAUGCGACAUAUUACGUGAUUGUUGCAGAGUAUACUUCAAAGAGACACCGUGCUAGAUUAUGCAUUUCUUUAUUUUAUUUCUGGAUUAUUGCCCUGCUCUUAUUGGCUCUUCUGGCAUAUCUUAUAUGUGACUGGAGAACUUUAUUACUCUGUUCUGCAGUUUUGGGGACUCCUGGUUUAGCUCUCUGGUGGUUCACACCUGAAUCAGUGCGAUGGUUAUUGCUUCAAGGCCAGGAAGAUAUGGCCAGAAAAGAACUUGCUAAAGCAGCAAGGAUUAACAAGAGAGAUAUGCCAAAAGAUGAACUGAUGAAGCCUGAAACAACGGAGACACACGGAAAUCUCUUUCAUCUAUUUCAAAAUGCCAAGUUGGCAAAAUCCACUUUAAUUAAUUGGGAUAUUUGGUUUACUGUGGCGCUUGUGUAUUAUGGUGUUUCUUAUGGCUCGGUCGAUCUUGGCUGGGAUAGAUAUCUCACGUUUGCUUUAACCAGCCUUGUCGAGUUUCCAGCUGUUUAUCUGUCGGUAUAUCUGGCUGAGAGACUGGGUCGAAAGAAGAGCACCAUUUUAGGAUUGGCAGUGUCUUGUGUUGCUUCCAUUAUAGCGAUAUCAAUGCCGGAGGAUAGAUCUAAAAUGGGUUUUAUUGCUGGCCGUAUAGCUAUGGCGGCCUUGGCAAGACUCUUUAUCAAUGUGUCUUUCGCCUGUAUUUAUCUCUGGAUUGUCGAGAUAUAUCCAACCUUUUUACGAUCAAUGGCACUAAGCACGGCUUCAGCAUCAGGAAGACUGGGAUCGUUUACUGCAAGUUACGUCAUUUGGUUGAUUCGCAUUCAUCCAUUACUACCGUUUGGAAUCAUGGGAUUAAUGUGCCUAAAGUCUGCUUUUCUUGCAUUUCUUCUUCCUGAGACGCAGGGACAGGAUACACUGGAGACUAUUAGGGACACGAUGCAGAAUAUUAACAGCCGAGAGAAUAACAGCCGAGAGAAUGUUAAACAGAAUGAUAAUGCACUGAGGUCUGAGACUAAGUUUUAAAUAUUAUUGAAUAUUAUUAUCCUUUCAAUAAUAUGUUAUUGGUUGUUCUUCAGCAACACAUACUUAUAAAUCAUUUUUAAUCACAAUGAGUUUUCACAAUCAUGUAGCCAAGAAAAUUUCUUGCACCAAAGCCAAAGGUAAUAAUAGCUUGUAUUUGUAAAACAAUUUGAGUUUUUCAGUCUCGCACGGUCCUUUGUAAAACGUGACAGGUAAAAAGUGGAACCUCAAUCUUUCCUGCUCUGUUACCGAACUAUUUGACGUCAUGCCUCAUGGACAUUGUUGGGUGGAACUGGAAGGGUAACGCUACAUUUGGAUAAAGCCGUCGGCUUAGGCACAGCACAAAUGUAGGUUUUUAGCCCUUCAUUCACAGAUCAUGGCAACUGACCUAUACCGAACUAUGGUAUACCUCAGAUGUCCCGGCAUUUUAAUAUUAAUUUGAUUUGCAGAGCCAGCAGAGGUGUGUCUUACAUACCUAGUUUAUAGAAAUUGGUACCACAGCAUAUUAGUGGAACACAAGAAACUCCAUCUCUGUAUGCAAUAUGUUACUGUGAUUGUAUACAAAAAUCCAAAAACAUACCUAAAUCCACCGUAUAUAUUUCUUUACGAUAUAAUCGCUACGGCAGGUAUAGGUACCUACAGCAUGUUUAAUGGCCAAUCAGAUCGCGUUUCCCUGUGACGUAACUUUAUUUGAGAGUUUUCAACAAAAAUAACUUGAUGAAUAAAGUGAAUAUGUAUGUGGCCAAGGUGAUAGGUUGGUCUUUUACUAGUAUUUGAAGUAUUCGACAAGUGGACACGUAUGUUAUAUUGGGAUGGUUCAAAAUGUAGAUGAAUGAAAUAUGUAGAGCUGGUGUAUAAUGUUUCAGUUACAUGUACUUGCUGCACAUUGCACAUUGCUAAAUUUGUUGCCUUUUCUGGUCGGUUUAUUCCAGAAGGUGGCAGGAUCAAAUGAUGACGAUGAUUGCUUUCCUGAUAAGUGUACAAUAAAUGAAUUUUGCUGUGAUGGUGAAUGCUGUUCAAACUUUACAAAGAACUGGUUUGCAUGGUCAGUCCUGGUAGUCAUCAUUUUUACAAUUAUUAUCACUUGUUUAUGUGUUCCUCGCAUGACAAAUUGGACACACAACACUCAGCCCGUUUAUUAUCAUCUUAUAUCACCUGGAACAUACAGAUUAUAUGAUACAACAUCUUAUCAACAACAGCCAACUAUCCCACAAAACAAUUCACUUGAUGUUGGAAAGGAACACUUAUCAUAUCAACCUUACAGAUAUGAAAGACUUGUUCAACAAACUUCACCAAAUUUUAAUUAUCCCGAGCCAUCAGCACCACCAAAGAGUCCCUGAAAUUAUAGUCACAUGUGACAAGGGAUAUCAUGCAUAUUAAACUAUGCUUUAGUUCUGGUCUACAGUGUUGAAAUAAGACCAGAAAUUCAAGAAUCAAGUAUGAAUUUUUUUAUCAAAUUCAGUUUAGUGCUGUUAAAAUGGAUUGGGAUUCAUACUGUAUGAGAUAUACUGUAUGAGACAUAUAUUGUAUUCUCAAUAGAGAAUGAUAAUUUAUUUAGGAUUGUAAAUAAAAUGUGCUUAGGAUAGUCUAGAACUGUGGUUUGUAGAAAAGUUUUGAGAAAUCAUAUAGUUUCUCUGUUCAAACCAAUAACAGACGUAGUCGAAAAAGAAUAAUAUUUGCUAAUAUUUGUUCAGAUAGUCCUAUACACUACACUUGUGAGGCUCCUCGUCUAAAACAUUAGACGUUCAACAAUUCGUUUUAAACCAUCAUGUUACCGAGAAACUAAACCAAAGAUGGUUAAUUUUCUCAUGCAAGAAAAAAAUGAUGAAUAUUGAAUUUUUACUUAGUCCAACAGGAUAGUAAAAAACUUUUAGCGUUAUAACGUCUUAAAGGCCGCUGAGAGGUUGAUGGUGUUUGCUUGAGGCUAAGAAGUAACAACGUAUGAUUUACUACAGGAGUACAGCUAAUUAUUACCAGACAGCGCAAACUUUUUAUGCAACUUGGCUUUCUCCAAAACGAGUGCCAAGCAUUUAAAAAUUUAAUUCACUUAUGCAAUUCCCAUGCAUAUGGCUUAUUUAUUUUGAACUUCAAAUUCACACCACGUCGACCUACUGCGUCGUAAGAUAAGGUCUGAGAUAAGGUCAUAAUUAUGUGGAGUAAACCAUAGAUAGUAUAUGGUGCCCGCAUUGACUGGGCUGCCUAAUGAAUAAACCCAAUUCAUUGUGGUUAUUAAUUGUAGGAGCGGUGUAUGAUUUAUUUAAAAUACUUUAUAUUAUUAUAUAAUAUAUGCGACUCUACGCAGAUUAAUGCAUGUGAUCUAUUAGAGUGUUCAACUUUGAACCUUCCUCCGGGUGGUACCCGCGUAACGCAGCUUUUUUGCAACUCUGUUAUAUAC